This is a messenger RNA of Carica papaya (papaya), 1731 nucleotides long. RefSeq names its product AT hook motif DNA-binding family protein. Lineage: Eukaryota; Viridiplantae; Streptophyta; Magnoliopsida; Brassicales; Caricaceae. The record is from RefSeq and is a predicted model, not a curated record. Gene Ontology annotation, molecular function: minor groove of adenine-thymine-rich DNA binding.
UUCCUACUCCAGAAAUUCCAUCCAUUUUCUCCACUCUCUUCUUCAAAAAUACAAAAAAACAAAAAAACAAAAAAAAAAAAGAAAAAAUUCAACUAGUAAGAAAAAUAUCACUGUGUUUUGUGCUCUUCUCCAGUUAAUUCUGUUCUUUAAUUUCAGAAAAUCCAGUUUUUGUUCGUUAAAAUCACUGUAUAAGCUCUUCUUCAACCUUAAACUAAGUUUUUCAGUUUUGGUAGUUCAAUCUCCAUUUUUCUUUUAAUUUUUCCUCUUCUUUCUUUUCAAUUUGAACAUCCUCUCUUCCAAUUAUUAUUUUUUUCUACCUGGAAUCAGUUCUUUUUUAGCUUUAUUUUUCAAAAGCUUAAAUUUGUUAUUUAGUUUGCAAUCUAAAACUUCAAAUGGGUUUUUGAUAUAAUCUUACCUUAAAAGAGAAAAGAAAAAAAAGCUUCAGUCUUUAACCAUGGAGGCAACACGAGAAGCUGUGAGUGGCACUAGUGGUGGGGUCACAGUGGUGGGAUCGGAUGCUCCAUCCGAGUACCACAUAGCUCCAAGGUCCGACAACCCGAACCCAUCAACUGGAUCCGCACAACCUCCUCCGCCGCAACCGGCGUCUCAGGGGGGCGCUCCGCCGCCGCCGCCGCCGCCGCCAGCAGCACCCGUUUCAGCGGGUUUGCCGAUGAAGAAGAAACGAGGAAGGCCUCGAAAGUAUGGUCCUGACGGCUCAGUGACCAUGGCUCUUUCUCCAAAGCCGAUAUCAUCGGCAGCGCCACCUCCUGUAAUCGACUUCUCUGUCGAGAAGCGUGGUAAAGUGAAGCCGGCAAGCUCGUUUAGCAAGACAAAGUACGAGCUGGAAAAUUUAGGUGAAUGGGUUGCUUGCUCUGUUGGUGCUAAUUUUACACCUCAUAUCAUCACUGUUAAUUCCGGUGAGGAUGUAACGAUGAAGAUCAUAUCAUUUUCUCAACAAGGACCUCGAGCGAUUUGCAUUCUCUCGGCUAAUGGUGUUAUUUCAAGUGUUACACUUCGUCAGCCAGAUUCUUCUGGCGGUACAUUAACAUAUGAGGGCCGAUUUGAGAUACUGUCUUUAUCUGGUUCUUUUAUGCCCAACGACAAUGGGGGAACCAGAAGCCGAUCUGGUGGGAUGAGUGUUUCAUUAGCAAGUCCAGAUGGACGUGUCGUGGGCGGUGGAGUUGCUGGUCUACUAGUAGCUGCUAGUCCUGUCCAGGUUGUGGUAGGCAGUUUCUUAGCGGGGAACCAGCACGAGCAGAAGCAAAAGAAACAAAAGCACGAGAUAAUAAAAACUACAAUAACAACUACCGCUAUUCCUGUUUCUACUGCUGAUCCCAGAGCAACCCCCACCCUCUCAUCAUCGUCCUUGCGUGGAGAAAACUGGUCUUCAUUGCCAUCGGAUUCAAGAAACAAAUCAACAGACAUUAAUGUAUCUUUGCCAGGUGGGUAAACACCUAUAGAGGGUCAACUUGUCUCCGGAAUUGAACCUCACCUGGGUUGCUUUUGUUGUCUGUAAACUACGAAAUAUUUAUCAGUAUGAGCAUGUUUAUGAUUUUUUCAUGGCGUUUUUGUUUCAAGUAGCAUUUUUAGUUGAUGAGCUGAUUAGGUAGAGUUGUGCUGGUGUUGUGUAACCUGUAAUGUAGAAUAUUUUUACAUGUCGAUUUUCGGAGUGAUCGAGUUUGUGGUUCAGAAAGAAAAAAUACCAGAGUUGUCUUUGUGAUUUCUUGUUAA